AUGAAGGCAGAAUAUAUAGAAGGAGAAGAAGAGACGUAUGUGACUGAUAUGAAGGUAGAAGAUAUAGAGGGAGAAGAAGAGACGUAUGUGACUGAUAUGAAGGCAGAAGAUAUAGAGGGAGAAAAAGAGACAUAUGUGAAUGAUAUAAAGGCAGAAGAUAUAGAGGGAGAAGAAGAGACGUAUGUGAGGGGUGAUCAGCCAUGUAAGGAGGAGGAGAUCCCUACAGAUAUCAGCACAGAUGGACACACAAGCAGGAAUAUCUCAGAAGGACAUCUAAUGUUAUCCCCGGAUUGUGACAUAAAAGAUAAUGACAGUAGACAGGAUUCUCCAGGAGCUAACCCCAUUACCCCAAUUAUACAUCCAGGUCUAUCAGCUGAUCCCUCUGAUCCUGGGAAAUGUUCUCCUGAUCACUCUGAUAUUGGUGCAUCUGUUACAGCUCUGAGAGUAGAUACAGUGUUUCCGUGUUCUAUAGAUGCCAAAUGUUUUACACAGAACACAAAGCGUAUUAACCCACACACACGUAAGGCAGGUGAGAGGCCAUUUCUAUGUUCUGAGUGUGUGAAAUGUUUUACAUACAAAUCAGAUCUUGUUAUACAUCAGAGAAGUCACACAGGUAAGAAGGCAUUUCCAUGUUCUGAGUGUGGGAAAUGUUUUGCACAGAAAUCACAUCUUGUUAGACAUCAGAUAAGUCACACAGGUGAGAAGCCAUUUCCAUGUUCUGAGUGUGGGAAAUGUUUUGCACGGAAAUCACGUCUUGUUAGACAUCAGAGAAGUCACACAGGUGAGAAGCCGUUUCCAUGUUCUGAGUGUGGGAAAUGUUUUACACAGAAAGCAGAUCUUGUUAAACAUCAGAGAAGUCACACAGGUGAGAAGCCAUUUCCAUGUUCUCAGUGUGGGAAAUGUUUUACACGGAAAUCACAUCUUGUUAUACAUCACAGAACUCACACAGGUGAGAGGCCAUUUCCAUGUUCUGAGUGUGGGAAAUGUUUUACACAGAAAUCAUAUCUUGUUAUACAUCAGCGAACUCACACAGGUGAGAAGCCAUUUCCAUGUUCUGAGUGUGGGAUAUGUUUUGCAAACAUAUCAAAUCUUGUUAUACAUGAGAGAAGUCACACACGUGAGAAGCCAUUUUCUUGCUCUGAGUGCGGGAGAAGUUUUACCUGGAAAUCCCUACUUGUUAUACAUCAGAGAAGUCACACAGGUGAGAAGCCUUUUCCAUGUUCUGAGUGUGGGAAAUGUUUUGCAAACAAAUCAGAUCUUGUUAAACAUCAGAGAAGUCACACAGGUGAGAAGCCAUUUCCAUGUUCUGAGUGUGGGAAAUGUUUUGCACUCAAAUCAGAUCUUGUUAAACAUAACAGAAGUCACACAGGUGAGAAGCCAUUUCCAUGUUCUGAGUGUGGGAAAUGUUUUACACAGAAAUCACAUCUUGUUACACAUCAGCAAAGUCACACAGGUGAAAAGGCAUUUCUAUGUUCUGAGUGUGGGAAAUGUUUUGCACACAAAUCAGUUCUUGUUAGACAUAACAGAAGUCACACAGGUGAGAAGACAUUUCCAUGUUCUGAGUGUGGGAAAUAUUUUACACGAAAAUCACAUCUUGUUAGACAUCAGCGAAGUCACACAGGUGAGAGGCCAUUUCUAUACUCUGAGAAAUAAAUCAGCUCUUUUUGCACACAAUAGACAUCACUCAGGUGAGGAACCAUUUUAAUCUUCUGGAGUAUACUCAUCAUUGUCAUGCGUUGUUCUUCAAUGUUCUUAUCCUAUCUCCUAUGCUUUUUGCAAUACACAAUGUUACCACUGGGUGAAAUAAUCAGAUGUCAUGCCCUCUACCACUGCUAUACAGAUGACCUGUCUCUUGCUCCAGGUACUGAGAACCCAGUAUCAAUCCUAAAUGGUUGUCUAGCUGAGCUUCAGGUGUAGGUGAUGCCAGUUGGCUGGGACUCAGUCCUGGUGAAACAGGUCUAUAUGGUAGAAGCUCACCAACAAAGGGCAGGGCUACAGCUCAGCUUUGCAAACCAACCAGACUUACGCUUGGGGGUUCAGAGUUACAAAAUGCUGAUCAUGUGCGGAAUCUUGGUGUCCUGGAUGGUGGAGUGACACUUAGACAUCAGGUAUCAGCCACAAUCAGAUCCUCAUCUGAGGAACAUAGCCAGACUCCAGCACUUAUUUCCCUCAGAAGAUCUACCUACAGUCAUAUAUGUACUUGUAGCAUCACGCAUAGACUACUGCAAUGUCCUCUACCUGGGUCUCCCAGCAAAAUAAUUGCACUGCUUGUAGCUUGUACAGAAUGCAGAAGCCAGGCUGUUACUUAACCAGCCCGUUCCUGCCACAUAACACCCAUUCUCUGCUCCCUUUACCAGCUGCCUGUAAAAUGGUGACUAUUACAUAAUCUUACUGACUCUCCCAGCCCUACAUGACCAGGGUCAAUGGUACCAGAAGCAGCUACUGCCUCCUUACUGCCCUGCUUGCUUACUUCCAUCUGCAGAUGAAGGACUUACCAGCAGAACCAAGAAUCCAAAAGAAGUUCUGAGAUGUCAGGGGUGAGACAGGGUGGUGGCACUAGUGCUGUAGCGGGGGCUGCCGGAGGCACUGUCUGUGGGUAAUAUUGUCCUCAAGCAGCGCUAAGGUGUCAGAGGGGAG
Pseudophryne corroboree (corroboree frog) is the source of this 2637-nucleotide messenger RNA. RefSeq names its product zinc finger protein OZF-like. Gene Ontology annotation, biological process: regulation of transcription by RNA polymerase II. Gene Ontology annotation, molecular function: RNA polymerase II cis-regulatory region sequence-specific DNA binding; DNA-binding transcription factor activity, RNA polymerase II-specific. Bases 1 to 1653 code for a protein of 550 amino acids. The record is from RefSeq and is a predicted model, not a curated record. Lineage: Eukaryota; Metazoa; Chordata; Amphibia; Anura; Myobatrachidae. The transcript is spliced from 2 exons.